AUGACGGAUGAAAAUUACGUUUCCGGGUAUCCCCCACCUCCGUACUACUAUAAAGAAUAUCAAAGUGUCGAUAUUAAGAAACUCAUGGAAAUGAGUAAUUUUAAAUCUACUGAUGAAAAAUCGUUUUUAGAACACAUGAAAAAUUCAUAUGACGUUAUAUACGACGUCGAUACAAAUACAUAUAUAAAAAAUAUAGAAAGUAUUGAUAAUAUAAAAAAUUGUAAUUUUAUAAUGGGAAGACCACCACCAUUACCAUUAAGAAGCAGCUAUAAUGUUUUUGGUAUGGAAUAUGAAUUACAAAGAAAUAUCGAAGAAUUAGAUUCUGAUGAAAUAUUAUAUGAUGAAAAAAAAAACCUAAAGGAAGAGUUUAUUAGAUUAUAUAAAAUAUAUAAAGAAACCUUUUUUUUUUUAUUUGAUGAUAUUGUUAAUAAUAGAAAAGAUGAUAAAUCAAAAAUUAAACACCUAACCAAAAUUCAUGUUAAUUUAUUCCAUAUAUUAGCAAAAUUAAGACACUACCAAACAAUUAAUAAUAUUAUUAAUGUUCUUAAAAUACAACUGAAAAAAAGACAAAUAGCUAUUGAUAAAAUGAAAAUAAGUCUCCUCAAUGUAUAUCAAUAUAUAAAUUUUGUACAAACAAAUUAUGCAAAUAACAAAAUGAUUAAAAAUGAAGAGAACCAGGAAAAAAUAAACAAAAAAAAAUAG
Molecule: messenger RNA, 702 nt
Organism: Plasmodium reichenowi
Lineage: Eukaryota; Apicomplexa; Aconoidasida; Haemosporida; Plasmodiidae
Product: mediator of RNA polymerase II transcription subunit 7, putative
Exons: 1
Coding region: 1-702 (233 amino acids)
Biological process (GO): regulation of transcription by RNA polymerase II
Cellular component (GO): core mediator complex; mediator complex
Molecular function (GO): transcription coregulator activity
Source: RefSeq, a predicted model, not a curated record